Molecule: messenger RNA, 1841 nt
Organism: Cotesia glomerata
Lineage: Eukaryota; Metazoa; Arthropoda; Insecta; Hymenoptera; Braconidae
Product: peroxisomal N(1)-acetyl-spermine/spermidine oxidase-like
Exons: 4
Coding region: 454-1221 (255 amino acids)
Molecular function (GO): polyamine oxidase activity
Source: RefSeq, a predicted model, not a curated record
ACUUCAAAUUGCAGAGCAACUUACGGUCAACUUAACCGAAACUUUUGCUUUUUAAACUCUUUCCGUUUUUGCUGCCGAUUCCGGACGAGAUCGACGGCAAAUUUCAGUUCGAAUGACUAUCUGGGUAUAGUAAAAUUUUUAACGAUCUAGUCUUACUUGCAGACUGAUUAAUAUUGUUUAAAGUGUAAAUUCAUAAUAAAUUUUUGGAAACUUGUGAAUGUGAAUUUGAGCGAAGAAUAUCCCAAAGCUUACUUUUUUUUUGUUUGUUAUAACCACAACAAUAAACAACAUUGUAUUAGCAGAACCAGUUCAUGAUGCAAGAGUUAUUAUUGUUGGGUCAGGAGCAGCAGGUAUAGCCGCAGCGUCGAAAUUGCUUCAAAAUGGCUUUACUGAUGUCAAAAUUAUUGAAGCUGAGAACCGAAUUGGUGGUCGGCUUUGGGCAGUUAAAAUCGAAUGGAAGAAUACUUCAAAAGAUUGCCAGAGGUUACAGAUGACAUGAAGAAUUUGAUUUUGUAUCUUUUUAACUUGGUACAAGGAUCUUCUGAUGGCUCUGAUGAUUGGACGAAACUUUCACCUAAGAUGCCAAGAGAUUACCCAGUUUGUAAAGGCGAUUUUUCGAUUAAUUGGAAAGAGUCCACUUAUACUACAAUAUUGGAUAUCCUGAUGAAGAAAUAUCCGAAUCCGACAGAAGAACUACCAGUUUUGAAUAAUACGAUUUUAAAUUCAAAAGUUGUUAAAAUAAAUUAUGAUUCAUCAGAUGCACCAGUUGAAAUAACUACUGAAGAGGGUAAAAAAUAUUUAGCUGAUCAUAUUAUUGUAACGCUGUCUUUAGGAGUUUUAAAAGCUGAUUAUAAAAAAUUGUUCAAUCCACCUUUACCAGAUAAAAAAAUUAAUGCUAUUCAAAAUGACAGUAAAAUUAACUUGGAUGUGAAAAUAGAAGACAAAAUGAAACUAUCCCAAGAAGUUGAAAACAUAAAUUACACGAACCCAAAUGAAAUAAUUGUAACGACAGCUGAUGGCAACAAUUACACGACAUCAAAUGUAAUUAUAACGAUGUCGCUGGGUGUUUUGAAAAAUUGUCAUGAAAAAUUAUUCAACUCAUUCACUUUCUGUUCGAAAACAUGCAGUUGUUCGGCUAGAACCGAAAUGCAAAUUAAAAUCAAGCUUAUAGCCAACCCUUUUACUACAACUUUACUGAAAGAACUUACACUUAAGUCUUGACUUCAAAUUGCAGAGCAACUUACGGUCAACUUAACCGAAACUUUUGCUUUUUAAACUCUUUCCGUUUUUGCUGCCGAUUCCGGACGAGAUCGACGGCAAAUUUCAGUUCAAAUGGCUAUCUGGGUAUAGUAAAAUUUUUAACGAUCCGUUGAUAAUUUUGUAAAAUUAUAGACGGUAAGAAACAACAAUGCUUAAGGUAGUUCACUCACCAAAUGUAGUUGGUGCUAUUUCUUUCCUUUUCACUCGCUAGUGCUGCCUUUCUCACAGAUUAUCUCUCAUUCGCUUUUACUAAUGAUUAUUUUUAUUUAACUAGCCAGUUUAUUAAUAAUUUAUAAAAAAAUACACGGUCAAUAUUUUCAAAAUUUCUUUGGGUUAUUUAAAGUAUAUUAUUCUAACAGUUAUCAAUUUUUUGAAACGAUCGUAAAAUUUUUUCAAUGCAAUAAUCAUAAAUAUUUGUGAUUUUAUCAUUCUCCAUCCAUACUGCCUGCGCUAAAAUGUCAUUUUUAAUUACAAUUAUCUCAUUUCUGGUACGUUCAAUUGAUUUUAAAUUUCAACAGCACAUGUAAUGCGUAUUUUAUUACCCAUAUUUCAAAUCUCGAAAACUUAAAAUUUUGCAUUUA